Priceomyces carsonii is the source of this 2850-nucleotide messenger RNA. RefSeq lists its product as uncharacterized. The transcript has a single exon. The record is from RefSeq and is a predicted model, not a curated record. Lineage: Eukaryota; Fungi; Ascomycota; Pichiomycetes; Serinales; Debaryomycetaceae. Gene Ontology annotation, cellular component: Sin3-type complex. Bases 1 to 2850 code for a protein of 949 amino acids.
AUGGACUCAUCUGAUCUGACUUAUAUUGGAACCGAUGUUACCGAAGGCAAUAGUGGUAGCGAUCUCUUGACUUAUAUCUUUCCAGAUUUCAAUGCGGUUAAAUACUUUCAGCGGGACUUCAUACUUCAUGAUGAGUUUCAUGUUUUAGAAGAGUCAACAGCAACAGGCUUUGACAUAUAUUUAGUAGAGCAAUGGGCUAAUACUCGUAAUAUUGGGACCGUGGUUUCUAACUUUACGGGCAACAUGGGGACGAAGAUUUCUGUUGUGAAGCUAACAAUUAUAAAAAAGCCUGUAAAGCAUUAUCCACCGAGGUUUCAAGAUUACUUGAAUGAGCUCUUUUCAAACCAUGCCAAGGUGAAGAAAAUGGAGCGAGAGCUGUCGGAUCUGCCUCAUAACGGCUCAUUAGGUGAAAACUCGAAUCAGGUUUUGUUUGUGACUAAUAUAACAGCUCUUCCUUCUAACUUGAAUUUGAUUCCGAUUCCAAAUGGAGACUACAGAGAUGUUGAAAUGCCCUUUGUAAUAAAUUUUAAUUUGAAGAAACUCCAAUGCACUGGAAGGUCGUUGUCUUUAAUAUCGGAAAGAAUAGCUGAUGUUAAUGAAGAUAAAUUUAGGCACCAGUAUCGAAUAUUUAAUCCGAAAAUUCCUCUAGUCUUUGCGGUCCGGGAAUUAAUUAGCAUUAUUCAGACAUGCCUCUUCUAUUUCGACUUAUUAGAUGCAAAAUAUUGCGAUGGUUUACUUUGCUUCAAGACAGAGGAGGCUAUAAUGAAUUGGUGGAAUUUGAUUGGUUUGCCUCACUUUAAUUUUAAACCGAAUUUCAAAUAUGGAAUGCUACAGCCUAAGACUGUCACGGCUAUUUUGAGUUUGAUAUUAAGCUCAAAACUAAGACUUCAAAUUAUAGGUGGAUGUGAGGUACCGAAGGAUCCUUUUGAUUACGAAAGUUUCAUGUUAUCAGUUGGACAGUUUCAGAAACAGUAUAAACUAGAGAAGACAAGGAAAUUGGAUCUUGAGACACUUAAUAAGUUAUUCUUGAUAACAAAUGCUAAAUUAUCACCGGAAGGGAAGAAUGCGAAUGGUGAACAAUUAUACAAAGGUCAGGAAUAUGACGAUCCUCAGGCAGUCGAUUCUUUGUAUUCAAGAGCUACGGGCUCUUCAUAUACUAAUUUGGCUAAUCUGGGAUCACCUUACAAACGCAACAAGAAUUAUUAUAGUAAAGAAUUGAAGAAGUUGACGAAUGUAGUUAAGAAUACCGUGCAAGACCAUAUAAAUGCUGCUAACCUUGAAGCAGAGGAAGGAUCAAGUAAUCCUAAGUCUGGUUCCGCAAGGCUACGGAAUACUAUUGCUAAGUUAGCAGACAACUUGAGCCCCCUUGAUGUUGAAACAUUAGACUUAGAUGUUCUCGUUCGUAACUAUCUCACAGGUAAGACUUUAAUCACUUUGUGGUAUGGCACUCAUAGCACCUUCAGUGGUGCAUUUAAAGAUGCUUCUAAAAAGCAUCAGCAUCGGCAUCAUCAUCAUCAUCACCAUACCUACAGCCAUGGUCAAUACUCCUCAAACCAGUAUCAAUUUGAAAGCUUAAGAGACAAAGUCAGCAAUAAUAAAGAUCUUUCUAGCUCACUUCUGCCCGUCUCAGACCUCUCGAGGUAUUCGAGAGGAAUAAAUAAAAUGAAGCUUCAAAGUAAAAAGUUACUUCUCUCCAAUUCUAGUAAGAAGAAUGACCAAACAGAUUCUCCUACGGUCAGUUCUGAAGCAAGACUGAACAAGAGAUAUACAGACAGACUCGAAGCUGCACCUUCUAUAGAUGCAGCCCUGCCUAUACAUGCUAAGAAACUGUUUGGUGAUGAAAAAAAAGGGGGCCAAGAUUGGAAUACACUUUAUGACCAGCUAACUAACGAUGACCCUUUAACAAGAUUCAACAAAACUAUCAAUAGAAGAAACUCGUUCCCUGUUAUGUUCGGUGAGCAAGAGAAUAAUUUGAACUUAAUAGAAUACGCACACAGCUCUCAAUCAAUAACCUUUGACGAACUAGGAUAUCCUUUUAACCUUAAGCUCGAGAGAAGCUCGAGCUUUUCAGCCAUAGAAGAUGACAUCAAUAGAUUCGAGGGUUUAUCAUCAAUUGAUAGAUUGUCUCAAAAAUAUUUACAUGUAAUAAAUUUAUUGGUGACUGCAAAUAAUUUUAGAACAUAUCUCGAUGAUACCCGAGAUGAACUGUUACUCACUAAUAGAAAAAUGGAGAAAAUCUAUAAUCAGUUGAAUUUGGACCUCUUAAGACUGAAUAACUUUCAUAAUCAAGUUAUGGGAAAGAAAGUUAAUGUCAUGGAUGAAAAUUUAUCUAAAGACUUGCAAUUCAAUAUAGAUGACUUAACAAAGACUAUCGAUAGAUUAGCAUAUGAGACCAGGAUCGUUGUCAAGCGAGUAAACGAAUUGGAACAGAACAGUACAGUCUUCAACAUUAAGUUGAAUGACCAGUGUUUGACGAAGCUGGAGCAAAUAAUAAAUAACUUAAUACGGCUGACUAAGUUCCAUCAGGUUUUUGCGGAUGAAGAUGAAAAAAAGGAGAUAAUUUUCAAAUUAACUGAGAAAGAUCCAAAUGAGAUAUUAAGCGAUUUGACCAUACAAGAAUCAAGCAGAAACAUAUUCCAGGUUAUUGUCAUAUUUCUCUACAACUUAAUCGAGUAUAUCUUUCGAUUUUUCAAGUUUGAUAAAAGCAAAAUGAACUUAAAUAGAAUAAGAAAUACUUGGAUAAAGCUCGAUCCGAACAGAACCAUCAUCAAUCGAGCCUACUCCAUGGUUGGUAGAGAACCUUCUAGAGGUAGCGUUGCCAGAGCCAAAGAUGAGCCAUUAUCAGAAUGA